Molecule: messenger RNA, 616 nt
Organism: Terrapene triunguis (Three-toed box turtle)
Lineage: Eukaryota; Metazoa; Chordata; Testudines; Emydidae
Product: serine/threonine-protein phosphatase 6 regulatory subunit 1-like
Exons: 5
Cellular component (GO): cytosol; nucleus
Molecular function (GO): protein phosphatase regulator activity; protein phosphatase binding
Source: RefSeq, a predicted model, not a curated record
GGCCCAAAGGAGGCGGAUGGGAGGGCGUGGCUGGGGCGCCCGGCUCUGUGGCUGUUCCCUGCCCCCCGGGGCAGUGGUGUGGAGCUGUGGCGGGGGGCUGCCGCCCAUGGGGGGCGCCAUCUCACCCCGGUGCCCCUGCCGUGGCAGAGCUGCCGGAGGAGGAGCAGGAGCGGUGGGAGAAAUUCGUCUCGGGGCCCCUGGCAGAGACCAACAAGAAAAAUGUGGUGGAUCUGGUGAACAUGCACAAUCUGCACUCGUCCAGCGACGACGAGGAGAACGACCUGAAGGAGUUCAACUUCCCCCAGGAGGCCGUGCUACAGCAGGCCUUCGUGGAUUACCAGAUGCAGCAGGUGACCUCGGCCUUCAUCGACCACUUCGGCUUCAACGACGAGGAAUUCGGGGAGCAGGAGGAGAGUGUCAACGCCCCCUUCGACAGGACGGGCAGCCUGAGCUUCUCGCUGAGCGCCGACGACGACAGUCCCAACUCCAACCUGUUUGAAGUCUGCUACAAGGAGCGGAUCCAGCAGUUUGAUGACGACGACUCGGACGGGGAGGACGCCUGGCAGGAGAAGGAGCUGGGCUACUCGGGGGGCCCCUCGCAGCCCGCAGGGCCCAG